Messenger RNA from Penicillium robsamsonii, 1620 nucleotides. Its product is annotated as putative plasma membrane antiporter. Gene Ontology annotation, cellular component: plasma membrane. The coding region runs from base 1 to 1620 and encodes 539 amino acids. Gene Ontology annotation, molecular function: sodium:proton antiporter activity. The transcript is spliced from 8 exons. Gene Ontology annotation, biological process: sodium ion export across plasma membrane; regulation of membrane potential; proton export across plasma membrane. The record is from RefSeq and is a predicted model, not a curated record. NCBI's taxonomy places the organism in Eukaryota, Fungi, Ascomycota, Eurotiomycetes, Eurotiales, Aspergillaceae.
AUGCUGCACCCAAUUCUGGACCUUAGUAUAGUCAAUGUUGUCCUUUCCUUAUCGGUCGGGGCAGUCAUAGGGCCCUUUGGUGCGAAGUUGAUUAAUGUUAGCCAGUGGGAAGACAAUGACAGCGACAGUGGUGAUAUCGCCUAUGGGCUAACUCGAUUGGUUAUUGGUAUUGCGAUGGUCAAAGUCGGCUAUGAGCUACCAAAACGAUAUCUUCGGCUUCAUCUGGUCGAACUCACCAUUUGCCUACUGCCGCUGAUGACGAUCCAGUGGCUGACGACGUCGGCGUGUAUCAAAUUAAUGAUCCCUAAUCUGUCGUUUUUGACUUCUCUCAUCAUCGGAUCUUGUGUCAUAUGCAUCGACCCGGUUCUCUCACAAGCUAUCGCCAAGGGCCCUUUCGCUGAUCAAUAUGUCCGACGACAUCUUCGGGAAUUUAUUUCAGCCGAGGCAGGUGGGAAUGACGGAUUCGGAUUUCCGUUCUUGCUCCUCUCUAUUGCCAUUCUUCGUUAUGCCGAUACCCCGGGCACGGAGACAGUAAAAGCUGGUCUUGGGAAACAGAGUCGAGAUUGGAUUGGCGAGCCGGAUAUCGGUCGAUUGGGUGGAGAUGUCGGUCGAGCUUUGGCACAUUGGGCUGUUGAAGGAGUGCUGUACAUGCUGGUCAUGGGUGCUGGGUAUGGUGUGCUGGUCGGGUUCCUAAGCCGGAAAGCCUUGAACUUGGCCUCAAAAAGGCGUUGGAUUGACAAGGAGAGUUUCUUCUCAUAUCCUGUCGCGAUGGGUUUGUUUAUCGUCGGUACCUGCGGUUGCUUUGGCUCCGAUGAAACUCUCGCCUGUUUUGUUGCCGGCUGUGCAUUGAACUGGGAUGGGUCUUACCACUUCGAAGUCGAAGAGAGACAUGACUCCUUCAAUUCCACGAUCGAAAACAUCUUGAAUAUUGGAACCUUCUUGUUUCUCGGUGCUAUCAUGCCUUGGAAUCAACUUAGCAUGCCUAGUCAGAACGGAAUCACUAUCGCUCGACUAGUCGGGCUCGGAUUUUUGAUUCUGAUAUUCCGUCGGAUCCCGGCGAUCAUGAUGGGAUAUCGAUUCAUGCCCAAGGUUUGUGAAAAUUGGAAAGAGGCCUUGUUCAUGGGGUACUUUGCCCCAAUUGGAGUUGGCGCUAUCUCGUAUGUAGAAUAUGCGAGACGAUUGUUACCAGAUCCUGGAGAGAGCGAUACAGAGAUCAACAACUUGACUGCAGCUAUGAUUCCGGUGGUAUAUUGGCUUGUUUUCUUUUCCAUCGUCAUCCACAGUCUGUCUAUACCAGUCCUGAACGGUCUCUAUAAGUGGUUCAAGGUCCCUACUAUCCGAGACCAUCCGGUAGAAAUCAUUCUUCUGUCCGAAAGUGAGCCUGUUCCUAACAACAGCGUGGUGGAUCGCCGCGGCCACUCUGUUAUACUAAACAACCGGUUUUCCCGUGCCUCGAACCGGCGCCCCCAUUCUGAUUGUGAUCCACACCGCGAGGGAACAGCCACGACGGUGUUACGUCGCAGUGGGGAAACUAGCUAUAGGAGCUCAUUGGAAAGGGUAUUGACGAAAGGUUCUGCGCACGAACUGGAGCAGACUAUACCUGCCAGAAAUGUAGUCUAA